AUGAGUGGUGCAAUCUCCGCGGCUGUAGUGAAGAAGGUUCGUGCUGGAUUGGCCUCCAAGGUGGGUGUUCGGUUCGGGAGAGUGGGUUGGGAAACUGGUGGGGUGGAAGGAUUAUCAAUCAUCUGCUGUCAAGCGGCUGUGGCUGUGCUUUCAGUGCUGUCAGUGUGCUCCUCCAGGUUGACAUCAAGCCCACUGCGCUCCCCACGGGAUGCCUCUGGUCCGGUGCGCUCCCAAAGGGAUGGCUCUGGUCUGGUGCGCUCCCAAAGGGAUAGUUCUGGUCCGGUGCGCUCCCAGAGGGAUGGCUCUGGUCCGGUGUCCCAAAGGGAUAACUCUGGUCCAGUGCGCUCCCAGUGGGAUGGCUCUGGUCCGGUGCAUUCCCAGAGGGAUGGCUCUGCUCCGGUGCGCUCCCAAAGGGAUGGCUCUGGUCUGGUGCGCUCCCGAAGGGAUGGUUCUGGUCCGGUGCGCUCCCAGAGGGAUGGCUCUGGUCUGGUGCGCUCCCAAAGGGAUAACUCUGGUUCGGUGCGCUCCCAGUGGGAUGGCUCUGGUCCGGUGCACUCCCAGAGGGAUGGCUCUGGUCCGGUGCGCUCCCAAAGGGAUGGCUCUGGUCCGGUGCGCUCCCAGAGGGAUGGCUCUGGUCCGGUGCGCUCCCAGAGGGAUGACUCUGGUCGGGUGCGCUCCCAGAGGGAUGGCUCUGGUCCGGUGCGCUCCCAGAGGGAUGGCUCUGGUCCGGUGCGCUCCCAGAGGGAUGGCUCUGGUCCGGUGCGCUCCCAGAGGGAUGGCUCUGGUCCGGUGCGCUCCCAGAGGGAUGGCUCUGGUCCGGUGCGCUCCCAGAGGGAUGGCUCUUGUCCGGUGCGCUCCCAAAGGGAUGGCUCUGGUCUGGUGCGCUCCCAAAGGGAUGGCUCUGGUCCGGUACGCUUUCAAAGGGAUGGCUCCGGUCCGGUGCGCUCCCAGAGGGAUGGCUCUGGUCGGGGCACUUCUAAUGGUUGCAUGAGCAUACCUUGA
Molecule: messenger RNA, 1002 nt
Organism: Closterium sp. Naga37s-1
Lineage: Eukaryota; Viridiplantae; Streptophyta; Zygnematophyceae; Desmidiales; Closteriaceae
Source: the annotation of a GenBank genome assembly